Molecule: messenger RNA, 1001 nt
Organism: Pezoporus flaviventris
Lineage: Eukaryota; Metazoa; Chordata; Aves; Psittaciformes; Psittacidae
Product: zinc finger protein 541-like
Exons: 4
Coding region: 453-758 (101 amino acids)
Biological process (GO): negative regulation of DNA-templated transcription; regulation of transcription by RNA polymerase II
Cellular component (GO): histone deacetylase complex; transcription regulator complex
Molecular function (GO): transcription corepressor activity
Source: RefSeq, a predicted model, not a curated record
GGCAGCUGGUGAUUUGCAGUGGUGAGGAUGUGCUGAAGGCUGCAGGCCCGUCUUGGCAGAAGGACUGCAAUGUUGAGCGGGUUUUCCUCUCUUCCAGGUGGGAUGGACUCCGGAGACUCUGGGCUCUGCCUGAUGGAAGAUGUCACCAGCACUGGGCCGCACAUUAACAUCGGCGCCCAGUAUCAGGCAGAGAUCCCAGAGUUUCGGGAUCCCUCCCGCUUGCCAAUGGAGGAGGAAGAGGACAAAGCCUGGCUCGUCUGGGACCCUUCAACACCGGAUCGAGGUUUCUUUAACGCUUUUCUUCCAAAGAACCCCCGAGAUGUUCCUCCCGUCACCCCCUUGUUUGCACAGAACCUUGACUUUCUCUUCCCGCUCUGCUUGCAGUGACCGAGCUCCUCAACCUAGCGAGGUCCAGCGACGUGCCGCGCGCCAAGACCACCUUAGAGCGUGCAAUGCACUGCCUGCACGAGGCGCGCGGCAACGUCCUGGAGGCUCUGGAGCUGCUGCGCCAGGGGGGUCCCCAGCCAAAUCAACACCAUCCGCUGGCUGGCUACCAUUAUACAGGUAUGGACACGUGGACCCCCCUGGAGCAGCAGCUCUUUGACAUCGCCUUCCGCAAACACAAGACCGAUUUCCACAAACUGCAGCAGGAGGUAAAGCCGCUGGAUGCAUUUGUUGUACGUGUGUGCCUUCAGGGUUUGCCUCCGCCAUCGCCCUCACAGACUGCUUCUCUUCUGCUCACAACAGAUUCCAACUAAGACCGUAGCGCAGUGCGUGGAAUAUUAUUUUACUUGGAAGAAGAAGAGAAGACUCGGCCACAAAACUGUUCUGGUUAGGGGAGGAAAGACCAAAAGGCUGCUAGAGGAGCUGGAGGAGCCUGAACACAAGGUGCUCAGUUAUUCCCCACUUGCAACUUUGGGGCAGCAAAGGGCGACUCCACUCCCGCCGCUCAAAAUUACCCCAAUUUUCUGCUGAGGUGCCUGUCCUCACCAUCCCAUUAA